This is a messenger RNA of Closterium sp. NIES-65, 924 nucleotides long. The record is from the annotation of a GenBank genome assembly. Lineage: Eukaryota; Viridiplantae; Streptophyta; Zygnematophyceae; Desmidiales; Closteriaceae.
AUGUCUCAGCGCCGGCGUCGUGUCAUCGACACCUGCCGACCAUCCGGCCCAUCCCUGCCGCCCAUCCCUACCAGCCCGGUCCAGGUGGAGAGCUACUACGUGUCCGGACCGAGGGGCAGGCCGUACUACCACGAGAUCUACUACGCAGCCUUCUUCCUUGCUGACAUGGCAUGGCCAGCUGGCAGCGCACACGGGUGGAGGCAGCAUUCGGCAUGCCACACGACAAGAGCUACUGCUGUGGCCCCGCCUCCAGAUGGUGGCGGCUUGCAGCGACAGGGUGUGGCGGGCAGAUGGGCUGUAGAGGUUUUCAGUCCCCUCAGCAUCUCUCUCACAGAGAACCCCAUUGCCCUCACCGGUUUCAGCCCUCUGAGCAUCGCCCUCACAGAGGACCCCAUUGCCCUCACCCGUCUAUGUGGCGGACGUGUGGAGCAACGCCCCCACCCCCGCUGGGUGAGUCUGACUUAUGAGGCGCCUCAAAAGCCAUCUCCAUGGCACACCGGGGUGGCGAGGACGGAGGAGCAGUUGCAGCAGGAACUGGCGCAGUUGCCGCAUCCCCUAGUUCCCACCUACCUCAAGGCGUACACUGUUGGGCUGAAGCGUAACACACUCUUCUUGCCCCUUCACCUCUUCUCCCUGCCUCCCCUCUCAUCCUCCUCCCCCUACCAAGCAGGUCUUCUAUGCGUCUUCUAUGCGUACGUUGCCCGGCCCCCCACCUCCCCCACCGCCCCCCACCGCAUCCUCACUCCCGACAUCAGCCGCAGCGGCUUUGAGCUGCUGGCUCUCUCCCUCAAGCACCCCCCUCUCCUUGUCGCUUCGUUCCUGCCCCCCAAGUUCGAGGGCCAUGGGAAAGUGCCAGGGAAAGGUACACUGUUCUGUGGCAGACUGAUGGUGUGGGGGGGGGGGUUGGAGGAGAGGGGGGUUUAG